This is a messenger RNA of Bactrocera dorsalis (oriental fruit fly), 999 nucleotides long. It is a transcript of the gene FASN3, whose product is annotated as fatty acid synthase. The coding region runs from base 16 to 984 and encodes 322 amino acids. The record is from RefSeq and is a predicted model, not a curated record. The transcript has 3 exons. Gene Ontology annotation, molecular function: fatty acid synthase activity. Gene Ontology annotation, biological process: fatty acid biosynthetic process. Lineage: Eukaryota; Metazoa; Arthropoda; Insecta; Diptera; Tephritidae.
CGUUAUAUAGCUCAUAUGGGUCCUGAUUUUUUUAAAUAUUUGCAACAAAUCAUACCAGAUCCAAAACCAAGAAGUUCAAAAUGGUUGAGUACAAGUGUACCUAAAGAAGAUUGGGAGCAAUUUGGACGUAAUCUAUGUUCAGCAGAGUAUCACACCAACAAUCUUCUGAAUAGCGUAUUAUUUGAAGAAACAUUUGAAAUGCUACCCAAAAAUUCUUUAACUAUUGAAAUUGCACCCCACGGAUUACUCCAAGCAAUACUCAAACGUUCAAUGCCCAAUGGUAUUCAUAUUCCGCUCACACAACGGAACAACAGCAAUAAUACCUUGUUUUUCCUCACGGCAUUAGGAAAAUUGUUUAGCAGUGGCGUAACGUUCCCGGUAGAAAAUUUAUAUUCGAAAAUUGAAUUCCCAGUAUCGAAGGGUACUCCUGGAAUCAGCUCAUUAAUUCGCUGGGAUCAUAGUGAAGACUGGUUUGUGACGAAAUAUGAGAACAUGAAAACUAAAUCGAGUGGAGAACGCUUAUUUAAAAUAAACUUAAGUAGCGAUAAUGAGGAAUUUAUGAGCGGGCAUGUUAUUGAUGGGAAAAUACUAAUUCCGGCUACAUGCUACCUUCAAUAUGUUUGGGAAACAUUCUCUUUGAUGUAUCAUGGUCCAAGCUACAUGGAUGUUCCGAUUGAGUUCGAGGACGUACGAUUCAUACGUGCGACAAAUAUGACUUUGAAUGGAAGUGUGGAACUGAAUGUAAUGAUUCACUAUGGAACAGGGCAAUUCGAGAUUACCGAGUCGGGAAACUUGGUAGUGACGGGGCGAAUAAGAGAAAUUGAAAAUCCAGCAAUUCCAAAUAUUCACGAACCAUAUAAGGAUUCGGAAUUCCCAAUGUUAUCUAAGAAAGACUUUUACAUAAUACAUGUACAUACAUACAUACAUACAUAUAUGUAUGAAAUUAUAUUAUAUUAUCAAAGAUAUGGAAUAUUUAAAAAGUAGCUUUUAUUUGGACAU